AUGCCACAGUUGUAUCACCUCUGGCUACCUGUAUGCCCUCCUGAUGUUCAUUCAAGUCUGUAUUUUGCAUUGCAGUUUAGUGUUGUUUCACCUUGCUAUUACUUGUUUUACUUAGCAUUUUAUGAUUUUUAUUUAUUUCUUUCCCCAAAGAUCUUCAGUCUUGAUCUUGGAGGUAUAUCUGCUAUUGUACUGAACGGCUAUGAUGCGGUAAAAGAAUGCCUUGUUCAUCAAAGCGAAAUUUUUGCAGAUAGACCGUCUCUUCCCUUGUUUAAGAAGCUGACAAACAUGGGAGGCUUACUGAACAGUAAAUAUGGCAGAGGAUGGACAGAACAUCGCAAAUUAGCUGUAAAUACCUUUCGAACUUUUGGAUAUGGUCAAAGGUGCUUUGAACACAAAAUUACAGAAGAAUCAACGUUUUUUCUUGAUGCCAUCGAUACAUACAAAGGCAGACCAUUUGAUCUUAAGCACUUGAUAACAAAUGCUGUUUCAAACAUUACUAAUUUGAUUAUUUUUGGAGAACGUUUUACAUAUGAAGAUAAUGAAUUUCAGCACAUGAUUGAGAUUUUCAGUGAAAAUAUUGAAUUAGCUGCUAGUGCUUCUGUAUUUUUAUAUAAUGCUUUUCCUUGGAUUGGUAUCUUGCCAUUUGGGAAACACCAGCAGCUGUUUAAAAACGCAGCUGAAGUCUAUGACUUUCUUCAUGAGCUUAUUGAACGUGUCUCUGAAAAUAGGAAGCCUCAGUCACCUCGACAUUUUGUAGAUGCAUAUUUAGAUGAAAUGGAUUGCAAUGAAAAUGAUCCAGAAUCUACAUAUUCAAGAGAAAACUUAAUUUUCUCUGUUGGAGAACUCAUCAUAGCUGGGACAGAAACCACAACAAAUGUGUUAAGAUGGGCAGUGUUAUUUAUGGCUCUCUAUCCAAACAUUCAAGGGCAAGUUCAAAAAGAAAUUGAUCUAGUCAUCGGCCCAAACAAAAUGCCUGCCUUAGAAGAGAAAUGCAAAAUGCCGUACACUGAGGCUGUUCUACAUGAAGUUCUAAGAUUCUGUAAUAUAGUUCCACUAGGUAUUUUUCACGCAACUUCCAAAGAUACUGUUGUGCGUGGUUACUCUAUUCCCGAAGGCACUACAGUCAUUACAAACCUCUACUCCGUUCAUUUUGAUGAAAAAUACUGGAGCAACCCAGAGGUGUUUUUUCCUGAGAGAUUUUUGGACAGCAGCGGGCAGUUUGUCAAGAAAGAUGCAUUUAUUCCUUUUUCACUAGGAAGAAGACAUUGUCUUGGAGAACAACUAGCUCGAAUGGAAAUGUUUUUGUUUUUCACUUCAUUACUACAACGAUUUCACCUGUCUUUUCCUCACGGUGUGAUUCCAAAUCUCAAACCAAGAUUAGGCAUGACGUUACAACCACAGCCGUACCUCAUCUGUGCGGAAAGACGGUGA
Egretta garzetta (little egret) is the source of this 1431-nucleotide messenger RNA. Its product is annotated as vitamin D 25-hydroxylase. The record is from RefSeq and is a predicted model, not a curated record. NCBI's taxonomy places the organism in Eukaryota, Metazoa, Chordata, Aves, Pelecaniformes, Ardeidae. Gene Ontology annotation, biological process: xenobiotic metabolic process. Gene Ontology annotation, molecular function: iron ion binding; heme binding; oxidoreductase activity, acting on paired donors, with incorporation or reduction of molecular oxygen, reduced flavin or flavoprotein as one donor, and incorporation of one atom of oxygen. Gene Ontology annotation, cellular component: intracellular membrane-bounded organelle; cytoplasm.